CGCAUAGAAAUUAUAAGGGGCCUAUGGAAAUGCCGAUCCGCCCUGAACUGGUAGACCGAGGCCCGGAAUCUGGUUUUAGACCAGUACCUCCCGUGGUUCUAAGCCAGGCAGCUUGGGGGCCACGUCCGUGUGGUCCGGCGGGCUGCCCCGCAGUCCAGCGUGACAAACCCUCAUUCUCCGUUCUGUGCACCGAGUGACUGAGGCCCCAGAGAGAAUGCCGCAGCCAGCCAGGAUUCAGACCCAACAGUACACUCUUCAUGGCUGGGCUCUCGGUACAGAAGGGCUCUGUCGAGAGCGAAGAGUCGGAGGGGAGCAUGGGGUUUACUGCGGGGCUCCAAGCUUUUGGACGUUUCUGGGUACUUUCAUUGCAAGAAGUGUCCAGGAAUUCAUGACCUUCACAAGUCAACUGAUUGUGGAGCGCUCAGCAAAAGGCAGCAGAGCUUCUGUCAAAGAACAAGAAUACCUGUGCCACGUCUACGUGCGCAACGACAGCCUUGCAGGAGUGGUCAUUGCUGACAGCGAGUACCCGUCCCGGGUGGCUUUCACCUUGCUGGAGAAGGUGCUGGAUGAAUUCUCCAAGCAGGUGGACAGGAUCGAGUGGCCUGUCGGCUCCCCUGCCACCAUCCACUACACGGCCCUGGAUGGCUACCUCAGUGCCUACCAGAACCCCCGAGAAGCUGACCCCAUGAGUAAAGUGCAGGCUGAGCUAGAUGAGACCAAAAUCAUUCUGCACAACACCAUGGAGUCCUUGUUGGAGCGCGGCGAGAAGAUCGACGACCUGGUGUCCAAGUCCGAGGUGCUGGGGGUGCAUUCCAAAGCCUUCUACAAAACGGCCCGGAAACAGAACUCAUGCUGUGCAGUCAUGUGACCGCAGCCAGCAGAGGCCCCUGCACUGCAGAGUCACCGUCAUUCCAUCAGGACCGCAGCUCCUGGAGAAGAGGGCUGCCGGGUGACGUCGCAGAGCGGGCAGACUCGGCUUUCACUCCGGAGCUCCUGGCGGAACGGAGGGCUGGUGGAAGGGACCUGGGCUGGGGAUCGUUCAAAUUCACGUGUCUAGUUGUUUUUGAAAAGAAAGUUUGAGGCCCCAAAGGUGUAUUUUCACGCCUAAUGAAACCAUAAACUCAAGUGACUCCUGCAGAGGGCUCGUUUGUAACCCUGGGCGGGCCCGGCUGGCUGCGGUCCCCUGUGCCGGGCCCGCUCUUUGUCGGGAGCCCUUGGGUGUCCUGUGCGUCAACUAUGAACACUCCAGUAAGGGCGGUCCUGACCCACAGGGCUGGGGGCAGGGCGCACACUUGGUUCUCUGGGGAAAGCCUCCCGGGGCCACUGGGGUGGGGGUGAGCAGGGCGCCGGCCAGUGUUGCAGGGCCAAGGCCGUGAGGACAGUCCCUGGGCGUCGCAGAUCCUGAGACGUGGUUUGCGUUCCUGCGGAGAUUGACGUCCACACAGUCCCACGGAGGUGCCCGCAGCCUCGCGGCUUCGCCUCGAACGUUGCUCUCAGCUGCGCGCCUCUCCGGCGACUACCUGGGGCCCGUGUGACUUAGCAAGUGCUCUUUCCUGUGGCCAGCGUGAUGGGCACCGAGAGGAGGCGCCAGCCGACCUGAAGACUCACGUGGUCUGAGCCAGUCCCCCACCCUGCCUGGCCUGCAGCAGGAAGUCCAGCCCUGGGAACAGACCCACAGGGUGGCCCAGGCGAUGACCAGCAGGUUCGGGCCCCACUGGGCCUGCCCAGCCCCUGGGUCCUAUUGCCGUGUUCCAAACUGUGCUGCCUGAGAACGCAAGCUCAAGGUCUGCCCUUGGGACCUGUCCUCGUGGAGGCCCUUGCUGCGGUGGCAUCAGCCAGGGUGGUCCUGUCCUCACAGCCCCUCCCGGAGAAGGUUGCUUCUGGCCCUACUGGGCAGGUCCCACUGCCUCUAUGGGAAGCUGGGCUUUUGAGGACCCCGUGCCCGACAGGUUUCUGUGCCGCUGCCCUUUCUGUCUGGACACUGCUGGCCGGAGGACUCGUCUUCUGUUGCCAUCCACACCCCCAAAGGCGAACGCACAGACCCACCCUGCUCACGGCUGGGGCCCUGCCUAGGGAGGUUCAAGUGUGCCUGACUGUCCUGCUUGUCGGGGUGCUGGGGAGGCACCGAGGGUGGGUGCAGGUGGGGUAGAGAGGGAGCUCAGGCCCUGUGCCCGUUUCCCUGCCCACCUCCAUUCUAAUGUCCUUUGGCAGAUUCUACUAACUGCCGCCUCGCUUCUCUGUUUCAAGAAGUCCCUACCUGGAUAAAGUUCUGUUUUGAAAUUC
Pteropus alecto (black flying fox) is the source of this 2283-nucleotide messenger RNA. RefSeq names its product YKT6 v-SNARE homolog (gene YKT6). Gene Ontology annotation, cellular component: Golgi apparatus. Gene Ontology annotation, molecular function: SNAP receptor activity. The transcript is spliced from 7 exons. Gene Ontology annotation, biological process: endoplasmic reticulum to Golgi vesicle-mediated transport. The coding region runs from base 215 to 868 and encodes 217 amino acids. The record is from RefSeq and is a predicted model, not a curated record. Lineage: Eukaryota; Metazoa; Chordata; Mammalia; Chiroptera; Pteropodidae.